AUGCCUGGCCUCCCAGCUUCGGUCGAUCUUGAUGAGUGCAUCUCCCGUUUGUAUAAGAAGGAACUUUUGGCCGAGUCGGUUAUCGAGGCAAUAUGCGCUAAGACCAAGGAGCUGCUCAUGCGAGAGAGCAACGUCGUCCACGUGCGAGCCCCCGUCACAGUAGUCGGCGACAUCCACGGGCAGUUUUACGAUUUGAUCGAGAUAUUCAAGAUCGGCGGUUUUUGCCCGGACACGAACUACCUAUUCCUUGGCGAUUAUGUAGACCGUGGCAUGUUCAGCGUGGAGACUAUCUCCCUCCUCGUGUGCCUCAAGCUCAGGUACCCUAACAGGGUCCAUCUAAUUCGCGGCAAUCACGAGUCGCGUGGUGUCACGCAGUCAUACGGUUUCUACACAGAGUGUUCGCGCAAGUACGGCAACGCCAACGUCUGGCACUACUUCACGGACAUGUUCGACUUUUUGACCCUGUCAGUGGUCAUCAACGAUCAGAUCUUCUGCGUUCACGGCGGUCUAUCACCGUCGAUCCACUCUAUAGACCAGAUCAAGAUCAUAGACCGCUUUCGGGAGAUACCUCAUGAGGGCCCCAUGGCGGAUCUAGUGUGGUCGGAUCCGGAUCCGGAAAGAGACGAAUUCUCUCUAUCGCCCCGAGGUGCGGGCUACACCUUCGGCGCGCGCGUGGUCAAGAAGUUCCUAGCCGUCAACGGAAUGAACCACAUCCUGCGCGCGCACCAGCUCUGUCAGGAGGGUUUCCAAGUCCUCUACGACGACCACCUGAGCACGGUAUGGAGCGCGCCUAACUACUGCUACAGAUGCGGUAAUAUGGCCAGUGUGCUGGAAGUUAGUGACGUGGGCGAGAGGUUCUUCAACGUGUUCGCAGCUGCGCCUGAGAAUGACCAGCACAAGGAGAUACAGCAAGGAAACGAGAAGACGUCCGACGGCAACGCGCUGCCUGACUACUUCCUAUAAGAGCAUGACAGUUGAGCUGGAUUAGAAUUCAUAAGUACAUAGGAUCAUGACCACGUGAAAAGUGAGUGGAAAUAACAGGAAGAUACCUCAAUCAAUGUAGCAAGGGAUGAUAAAGCGGGAGAAGUAGGAUCGAAAUACCCAGUUGUGUUUUCAUUUGCAUGCCUAUUUAAUUCAGACCUCCUUUCGUCAAAUAAAACGAGGAGAGGAAGGGUUGCUAUGCUGGGUGUCGUAAAGAAUCAGAAUAAGAAAGUGCAGUGAAGAUGAUCAGCGGAGCACUGGUCAAAUUCCGGCAAUGAACUAUCUACACUCAAGAAUCGACCCCCUAUAAGCACAGCACAG
Annulohypoxylon truncatum is the source of this 1302-nucleotide messenger RNA. RefSeq names its product serine/threonine-protein phosphatase PP2A catalytic subunit. The transcript is spliced from 3 exons. Gene Ontology annotation, cellular component: FAR/SIP/STRIPAK complex. Gene Ontology annotation, biological process: peptidyl-serine dephosphorylation. The record is from RefSeq and is a predicted model, not a curated record. Gene Ontology annotation, molecular function: protein serine/threonine phosphatase activity. Bases 1 to 963 code for a protein of 320 amino acids. Lineage: Eukaryota; Fungi; Ascomycota; Sordariomycetes; Xylariales; Hypoxylaceae.